This is a messenger RNA of Scophthalmus maximus (turbot), 1737 nucleotides long. It is a transcript of the gene gpkow, whose product is annotated as G patch domain and KOW motifs. The transcript has 11 exons. Gene Ontology annotation, molecular function: nucleic acid binding. Lineage: Eukaryota; Metazoa; Chordata; Actinopteri; Pleuronectiformes; Scophthalmidae. The record is from RefSeq and is a predicted model, not a curated record. Gene Ontology annotation, cellular component: spliceosomal complex. Gene Ontology annotation, biological process: mRNA splicing, via spliceosome. Bases 30 to 1556 code for a protein of 508 amino acids.
CUCAUCCGCUGUCCCCGUCACAAACAGUGAUGGCGUCGCACGGAGCGGACACCGGAGCCCCGGAGGCUGCGGCGGCUCCCGGGGAGCGAGAGGAGAGAAAACCCGCCGUGUCGUUCGGUUUCACGAAAACUGUGAACAAGUUCAAACCUUCUGCCGGCGGCGACGCGCUGACGCAGAGGGACGAGAGGGAUUACCUCACCGGCAUCGACAGGAAGGAACUGCAAAGUUCCAAACCAACCGAGAAGCCCAGAGAGCUCAUCAUCCCUCUGAUACACAAGAACCGCUGGAGCAGACUCGACCGACCGGGCCCCAGCGAGGAGGCGACCCGGGACCAUGACUCCGUGGACUCCCAGGCGGUCAAAGAACUCAUCGAGGAUUCCCGGCGGCGGCUGGAGGAGUGGGAGAAUGGCCCCCAGCCGCAGACUGACCUGAAUCUCUCCAUCCCCCUGUUGAUGCAGAACAAAGUGCCCGAGGGCUUCGAGGACGGAGACCGCGUGAAGGUGGAUCUACGGCCUGAAUCCGCAACAGAGGCAGAUUAUGAGAGCGUUCCUGUGCAGGCCUACGGAAUCGCGAUGUUGAAGGGGAUGGGCUGGAAGAAAGAGGAAGGCAUCGGACGAACAUUCAAACAAGACGUGAAGCCUAUCGAACACCAGCUGCGUCCCAAAGGUUUGGGCCUCGGCGCUGAUCGCUCUGCGGUGAAGGACCUGGAACCCACGAGACGCCGGCGUCCGCCCAAGCCGGGCGAGGAGCGGGAGCAAGAGGAGGAGCUGGUGAUGGGUGCCGGGGGCUUCGUGUUGGUGGAGUCGGGGGCUCAUAAAGAGCUGUAUGGAAAGAUCGAAGGCCUCGAUCCAGACAACGCUCGAGCUGUGGUGAAACUGGCCAUCGGCGGCAGGACGGCGACCAUCAGCCAGUACGCCCUGAAACUGGUCGGCCGCAAGGAAUACGACAAAAACAGCAGAGACCUCAGUCGACUGAGUAAAGCUCACAAAGAGAAGGAGAAGGAAAAGGAGAGAGAGAAAGAGAAGGAACGACAGCGACGUGAAGAGAGAGAAGAGAAAGAGAGGAGAAGUAACGGGGACGAGGGGAAACACAAAUCUUCUGAGAGAGAUGGAGGAAAAGACGAGCGGAAAAGGAAACACAGAGAGUCGAGUCAGGACAGAGAGAAGCCUCCGGUGAAGGAAGCGAGGCGGCCUCCGGCACCGCCCUGCUGGCUGCAGAGAGACCUGAAAGUUCGCUUUAUAGACAAAUCUUUCAAAGGGGGACGGUUCUACAACUCAAAGGUGUGUGUGGAGGACGUCCUGACACCUUCCACCUGUGUGUGUCGGACCGAAGAGGGACGACUGAUCGACGACGUGAAGCAGCAGAUGCUGGAAACCAUCGUCCCAAAGAGUGAAGAGGAUUUAAUCAUGGUUGUUCUGGGUGAACACCGGGGUCAGGUCGGACGGAUUCUCCAACGGGACAAGAACAAGUGCAGAGCGAUCGUUCAGCUCGACCGCCACGAGAAGGUUUUCUCUCUUGACUACGACUCCAUCUGUCACUACGUCGGAGAUCACUGAUCGAAAUUCUAUAAUCAUAUUUCAUCGUCAGUUCCUUCUUCAUCCCAUCUCAGAUAUUUCAUCGUCAGUUCCUUCUUCAUCCCAUCUCAUCCUACAUGUGCAUUUUUUGUAAUAUUUCCGAAAAUAAUGGAUCCAGAUGUGAAUCCAUUUCAGUUUUUAUAAUAAAACAUUGUCAAAAGCA